Glarea lozoyensis ATCC 20868 is the source of this 462-nucleotide messenger RNA. RefSeq lists its product as uncharacterized. NCBI's taxonomy places the organism in Eukaryota, Fungi, Ascomycota, Leotiomycetes, Helotiales, Helotiaceae. The record is from RefSeq and is a predicted model, not a curated record. Bases 1 to 462 code for a protein of 153 amino acids. The transcript is spliced from 3 exons.
AUGCCCCGUUUGGCGGAAGCGCGAGACAAAGCAAAGGGAAAAGGCGUGCGGAAGGAAGUCGCCUCUCUGGCACUCGCUCGCUGUUCCACUCGCUCAGAGCAGCAAGCCGGCCUGCGCGAGGGAGCCAAGACGCUCACUCCUAGGCUUAGUAGGCUUCGAAGUUGCCUCUCUAAGGCAAGUCCGCCCGCUCGUGAUGCUGAGCUGGCCUUGGCUAGAGACAGAGGAGGGGCCGUCGAGCAAGUGGAGAGCCGAGUUGAGGAUGGGCAUGAUGGACCGAUGCAGGUGCAAGAGCAUCUAAAGGACCUCAACCAUGCCUAUACCCACAUCGAUCUUUACACUCAUCGCCAGACCAGGAAGAGAAGAACCGUAGUCACAGGCAAGAGGACUGAAGAAGGGCGCACAGCCAGUCAGUCGCGGAUAGGGGUCGACAAGAAUUCUGCUGUAUCCAACGACGAUGAUUAG